AUGAUGGCUAUCCCUCGUAACCGAACCGACGACAACAAGAACAACAGAGUUCACGACACCGAGCCUCAGUGUUUCGCUACUGCUUCAUUGCCUGACGGUGUGACGCCUCUUGAUAGAUGGCUUGCUCAGGGAAUGUCUGAAGACCCAUAUCAGGCCAUUGGAUUUGUACAGGUUGGCGGGUUCACGAGCCAGGAAUUCACCAUUGUGCACACUGAACCUGCGCUGUCGAGUGUAGACGCGAAUGUGCCAUGUGAUGAUGAUGAAGAGCAAAUGGAUAGCACACACAACCAGAAUGUUUAA
Thyridium curvatum is the source of this 300-nucleotide messenger RNA. RefSeq lists its product as uncharacterized. The transcript has a single exon. The coding region runs from base 1 to 300 and encodes 99 amino acids. The record is from RefSeq and is a predicted model, not a curated record. Lineage: Eukaryota; Fungi; Ascomycota; Sordariomycetes; Thyridiales; Thyridiaceae.